GUACAAGACCUGUACCGGUGAGGAAAUGGAUUCAAAAUGGCUGAAAACACACAGAAAAAAUCAGGAUGACUUUGAUUAUGAAGAAUUUUGUUCAAUAGUAACUGAAUAUAGGGCAGAGAUGAGUUCACCUACCAUAUUGCAGAGGAUUUUGACUGUGAUCCUACAUCCUAUACAAUGGAUAACAUCUAAGUUCAGUGAGCCGUUUGCUACUGAGGAGUAUACAUUUGAUGAUGAAUAUCAUGAUGUCUACCUUGGGGGAAGUGAUGGGGACUUGCUGUGGAGAGCAGAGGUCGCUGUACCAUUAUUCAGGAAAUUUGGCCUAUCUUUGUGGACCCAUCAUCACAUGACUGGGACCAGAAGCUCAUACCCAUCCAUGUGUCAUUGCGGGAAAAGUGUCGUCUGCUGUUCUAUGUGAUCAGUACUGACAAGAGAUCCCUCGGCUCGA
Dreissena polymorpha is the source of this 445-nucleotide messenger RNA. RefSeq lists its product as uncharacterized. The transcript has 4 exons. The coding region runs from base 26 to 415 and encodes 129 amino acids. Lineage: Eukaryota; Metazoa; Mollusca; Bivalvia; Myida; Dreissenidae. The record is from RefSeq and is a predicted model, not a curated record.